Phycomyces blakesleeanus NRRL 1555(-) is the source of this 2499-nucleotide messenger RNA. RefSeq lists its product as hypothetical. Lineage: Eukaryota; Fungi; Mucoromycota; Mucoromycetes; Mucorales; Phycomycetaceae. The transcript has 6 exons. The record is from RefSeq and is a predicted model, not a curated record. Gene Ontology annotation, molecular function: guanyl-nucleotide exchange factor activity. Bases 1 to 2499 code for a protein of 832 amino acids. Gene Ontology annotation, biological process: regulation of ARF protein signal transduction.
AUGACCAGUUCAACAUCAGCAGUUGGAACUGAAUCCAUUCAAUCAGACCUCAUGAAUAAUACACCCGAAUCAUCUCAUCCCAACACAUUCGCAGAACAAUUGGAAUCAUUUGACUUCAGAGGAGAUGCCAUUGACACUGCAUUAAGAAAACUAUUGGCCAAAGUUCAUCUACCAAAGGAAUCCCAACAAAUUGAUCGUGCUAUGGAAGAUUUUGGAAAACGAUACCAAACAUGUAAUCCCGGACUGACCGAUAACCCAGAUGGGAUUUACGCGGUUGCGUUUUCGCUUCUUAUGCUGCACACUGACGCUCACAACAAGAAUGUGCGUCAAAAGAUGAACAAGGAAACAUUUAUCAUACGGACAAGACUGCUUGAUGGAGGUGAGAAUUUACCGGCAGAGAUCUUGGAUGUUUUGUAUGAUAAUAUUGUAUCAACCGAAUUUGUCUUCACCGAUGCUGAACCUGAACUUUAUACCGCCAGUAAAUCUACUUCUUGGUUUUCCAAACUAUCCAAGAGUGAGUCCAGCACCUCUCUAUCCGCUAGUCUGGUAGCAGAUCUCUAUCCAAAACUAGACUUGGUUAUGCCGGCUGAGAAUACUUUUAGCUUCAAGCGUACUUUGAAACCAAUCAAUAUAAUGGACAUUCACUUGUCCCUGAUGAGAGCACUUCCGCUGUGUCUAGGAGGUGUACGGACACGCAGUAAUCCCGGGAGUGGAACCAGUACAUAUACAGUCCGGGUGACAAAGGCAGGCAUACUUGACCGCAAAAACGAUCUCAACCAACACGGCAAAAAAGCCAGUGCUCGUAGCUGGCGACCGGUUGGCGUGAUGCUCUGUGGAAGCCAACUUUUGUUUUUUGCCGAAAUUUCUUCUUUCCAGUCUUGGAUGGACAGCGUUGAAGAUGAACAACGUUCGACUGUCUAUAGCGGUGGCGGCGGAAAUGGUAAUGGGACUGAUGGAGAUUCUGGGGGUGAUGAACAACAGCUCAUGACUAGCACCCGCCCACGCAACACCAGUCUACCCGUCCCUCUUGUCAACCAACCCCGACCACCUUUUACCCCACCUUCGCCUUCGACCUCUAUUCCGCUUAUCCAGCAUCCUCCUCCGUCUCUCUAUUCGUCUACAUCCCUUGUAUCUACAUCCACACUACAUCCACAACAGCAGCAGCCACCGUUCUCUCCGACCGGACAGUCCAUGCUACAACCAUACCAGAUCUACUCUCUUGCCGAAGCUGUAUGUGUUUACGACGAGAGCUAUGUUAAAUACCCCCAUGUCUUCCGUCUCAUUACCGGCGACGGUCAGCAAUUUUUAUUGCGAGCCGAAGAUGAUGCUGACCUCGAAGACUGGAUGCUCAAAAUUAAUUAUGCCGCUGCCAUCAAAACAACCGGAACCCGCCUCCGUCAAUGGCGCUAUCCUUCCGAUCAACGUCCUGUGGAUCGACGAGAACAGCGUAAAUUGGUUGAACGAGCAAAACGUGAAGAAAAAGCAGCUUUGGCUAUAAGUAAUCUUUCAGAUGACAUAGUGAACCAUGUCAAGGCUCUCGAUCAAGAUCUUCAGCUUAGACGCAAUCUCAUGGUACUCAUUCCUCUCCAAAAGUCAACCAAAGAUCGAAUCCUUGCCUUGGCCGAGCUUGUUGGCAAGCGGAUAAGGGAAAAGAGGAUAGAGUUACAACGGUUGGAAUGCUACCGCUCUUUUAUCGAAAAGGAACUUUCGUGGUGCUCGUCUGAGGUAGUGCACCGCAAGAUGUCUGCCCCCCACGUUCACACACAUUAUCUUGCCCAACGAUCUUCGACGGUGCCUAUUUUGGUCAAAGAUUCGCCCAGUCAACGACAACAAGAAAAUGAACACAAACAAGAAAUGUUAUCGGUUCAUCAGAUAGACGACAAUAGAAACUCGAUAGGAGGACCAGGAUUUGUACCCAAACGUACUUCGAGUCUUCUCAAGUUGUCUGCCCUUGCUACAUCCGAGAUUGAUAUUUCAAAUAGAAGUGAGUCACCAGUACAGAUACUCGCGAGAUCUGAUGAUGACGAUGACGAUGACGACUACAACAAUAAAAACAGCAAUGGCAAUAGUAAUGACAGUUGUCGUCGUAUCAAUGGCCAUUAUUUACAAAGCGAUGACACUCUCGAAUUUGGACACGACAAUACUAGAACAGACAGCACGGAUGCACUGUUGCUUCCUCCGUCUGAUGAAUCUGUAGCGUGGACAAGUGAUGGAAAGGCAAAGCAAAGGGUGACAGAAUUGGACAGACUGAUGCGUAGACGGAGUAGAAGUCAUCCUAUUAUGCCCAACAGCCGACUUAUUGGACAAGCAAUGGCUGGUGGAAAGCCUCGACCGCUACUGGAUGUUCCUUUGGUGAAUACUCGACUUGCAAACCGAGAACGAAGUAGCUCGGAGGUUUCUUCUGUUCAGGACGAUGAUGAUGUGAGCGUUAUUGUUAUCAAUAAUAACGAUACAGAAGAAAGCCCCACAGAUGAGCAACUAUGGUCUACUCCAGCAUGA